Messenger RNA from Arabidopsis arenosa, 1136 nucleotides. Lineage: Eukaryota; Viridiplantae; Streptophyta; Magnoliopsida; Brassicales; Brassicaceae. The record is from the annotation of a GenBank genome assembly.
AACAACUGAGAAAAUAGAUUAUAGACUCUGUGUUUUCGCCACCGCCGAGUUACUCUUACCUCUCUCAGAUCGCUGACAUGAAGAUUACGGAUGUUGCCGGAAAGAUCGAGACUUUGGUCGAUUCAUUGAGGGAUAUGUCCCCGACCCGUGUCAGAUCUUCCUUCUCUGAUGAACAUGUAUCCGAGAACGAUGACGAGAGAAGCUCCUGGAUUGCUCUUCAUCCGUCGGCAUUAGAUAUGUUCGACAAAAUCAUGAGUGAUGCAGAAGGCAAACAAAUUAUUAUGUUUCUUGAUUACGAUGGAACUCUAUCACUAAUCACUGAAGAUCACGACAAAGCUUACAUAACCGACGAGAUGCGUGAAGUUGUAAAGGAAGUGGCUACAUAUUUCAAGACUGCGAUCAUCAGCGGACGAAGUACUGAUAAAGUACAGAGUUUUGUAAAACUCACUGGAAUUCACUAUGCCGGGAGCCACGGCAUGGACAUUAAGGGUCCGACAAAUCCCGAUCAGAGUAACCAAGAAGAAGUGAUGUUUCAACCUGCAAGUGACUAUUUACCGAUGAUUGACGAGGUGGUUAACGUUUUGAAGGAAAAGACAAAAUCUAUCCCUGGAGCUACGGUCGAGCACAACAAGUUUUGUCUAACAGUACAUUUUCGUCGCGUUGAUGAAACGGGAUGGGCUGCAUUAGCGGAGCAAGUGCGAUUGGUUCUCAUUGAUUAUCCCAAAUUGAGACUGACACAAGGCAGAAAGGUGUUAGAACUCCGACCUUCCAUCAAAUGGGACAAGGGAAAGGCUCUCGAAUUUUUGCUAAACUCAUUAGGGAUAGCAGAAUCUAAAGAUGUUUUACCGGUUUACAUUGGUGAUGACCGUACUGAUGAAGAUGCAUUUAAGGUUUUAUGUGAAAGGGGACAAGGUUUUGGGAUUGUCGUAUCAAAAACUCUUAAGGAAACCUACGCCUCCUACUCUCUUCAAGACCCAUCUCAGGUUAAAGAAUUUCUGGAGCGUUUGGUAAAGUGGAAGAAACAAACACUUGGAGAAGAAGAAGAAGUGAUUCAUAAGAUAGAUUGAGUUUUGUGUUCUUAUAAACCCGCCCUGAAAUAUAUGGGACUCUUAGCAAAAUAAAAUUGGUGACCUUAA